ACAACACUGAAGAAGAAAUGCGGAUGUGUAGAGGGAGUAAUUAUUCUAGUCAUUUUUGUGUGUUGUUACGGAUGAACUUCGUCCUUCAAAGUGCUAAACGCUACCAUGCCUUAUCUGGGCGGGGAGGAGACGGUGAGGGAGCUGAGGAGAGCUCUGUCCAACCCCAACGUCCAGUCAGACCCGCUGCGGUACAGGAACACCAUCCUCAAAGUGAUCAGGACCAUGUCACAAGGGGUAGAUGUGUCUGGCCUGUUCAGUGAGAUGGUGAAAGCCUGUGCCACAGUAGAUGUAGUCCAGAAGAAAUUGGUUUAUGUCUUCCUGUGUUCCUACGCCACUUUAAACCCGGAGUUGUCCCUGCUGGUCAUCAACACUCUGAGGAAGGACUGCCAGGAUCCAAACCCAAUGGUCCGCAGUCUAGCCCUCAGGAACAUGACCAACCUCAGGUUACCCAGCCUGGUGGAGUAUGUGGAGCAGCCUCUAACAGCAGGACUGAGAGACAGAGCAGCCUGCGUACGACGUGUGGCUGUACUCGGCUGGGCCAAAUUGCACAACCUCCAACCUAGCUCUGAGAUAGAUGCAGCAGUGGUGAAUGAACUUUACAGCCUCCUGAGGGAUCCGGACCCCGUGGUGAUGGUGAAUUGCCUCCGAGCUUUGGAGGAGAUCCUGAAGGAGGAGGGUGGUAUCGCUAUUAACAAACCCAUUACCCACCACCUGCUCAACAGGCUUAAGGAGUGUGACAUUUGGGGUCAGUCUGAGGUGCUGAGAGUUCUUCAGCGCUACAGGCCCCAGUCAGAGGACGAGCUCUUUGAUAUCCUGUCCCUGCUGGACUCGUUCCUUGUAAGCCCCCACCCCCCUGUCAUGGCUGCCACCCUUAGCCUCUUCCUGAGCAUCUCCUCCAACCUGCCCGCCAUCAGUCUGGCGGCCCUGGAACGAGUCAGUGGACCCCUGCUUGCAGCCUGUGGGAGUGGUUCCAGAGAGAUGAGGUUUGCUGCCGUCUGCCACAUACAG
Molecule: messenger RNA, 1008 nt
Organism: Pundamilia nyererei
Lineage: Eukaryota; Metazoa; Chordata; Actinopteri; Cichliformes; Cichlidae
Product: adaptor related protein complex 4 subunit beta 1
Exons: 6
Biological process (GO): vesicle-mediated transport; intracellular protein transport
Cellular component (GO): membrane coat
Source: RefSeq, a predicted model, not a curated record